Messenger RNA from Daphnia pulicaria, 5444 nucleotides. Its product is annotated as TSC22 domain family protein 1-like. Gene Ontology annotation, biological process: regulation of transcription by RNA polymerase II. The transcript has 17 exons. Gene Ontology annotation, molecular function: protein binding. Lineage: Eukaryota; Metazoa; Arthropoda; Branchiopoda; Diplostraca; Daphniidae. Gene Ontology annotation, cellular component: anaphase-promoting complex. The record is from RefSeq and is a predicted model, not a curated record. Bases 137 to 4201 code for a protein of 1354 amino acids.
GCCGGCCGUGUGCGCCUUUUCAUUAGUCGUGGCACUCUGGCGGUCAAUCGUGUACCUACAGCAGUAGGCAAGCUGUUUAUCCUCACCUUCUGCUUUUUUUCUGUUAAAUUUGUAAACUUCCUAAAAAUACAAAAAUAUGGCUGUUGUAUUAGACGAAUUCAAUUUCGAAACUCUUGCUAUAGCGCAAGAUCUUUUAAAUGCUGGCGAAGAAUGUACUUUGAGAGGUCUCAACUAUACUGCCAAAUGGCUUGCUGAAUUGGAUUUCGCCGUAUCACAAAAACUGAAUCCAGAUGUUGCUGACAGUCUUGAAUACCAACAGCCCAAAAGAAAAGGAAGGGCUCGAUAUAUUUUGGCAAAAAAGUAUUUUGAUGUUAAAGAAUACAGCAGAUGUGCACAUUACACACAAGAAUGCACUGACUCUGUUAGCGUGUUCUUGCAUUACUAUUCUAGAUACAUGGCUGGUGAGAAGACCAUUGUUGAGGAUGAAAGUGACAAAUCAAGUGAAACAAGAUUAGCUCAUUUGAAACUACUGCAUCAUGAUUUAGGAAGGUUAAGGAAUACUCCUAAGUGGGAUGGUUAUCUCUGCUAUUUGUAUGGUUUAGUAUUGAGAAAAAUGGACCUUCCUCAUUCACUUCAAGUUCUUCAAGACUCUGUCAAUCUGAAUCCACUUAACUGGGCUGCCUGGCUUGAACUUGCAAAUUUGAUUAAAAACAGUGAAAUGCUCAGUCAACUGAAAUUACCUGAUUGCUGGAUGAAGUUUCUUUUUAUGGGGCACAUUUUAGGUGAGCUUCAUUUAGAUGAAGCAGCACUUAACUUGUAUGAAAAACUUCACCAAGGAGUGUUUGAACAUAGUCUAUACAUCAAGAGUCAAAUUGCAAAAAUUUACUACAGUUUAAGAGAUGGAAUUCAAGCUGCUACAAAAUUCAGUGAAAUUCGCGAGGAAGACCCUUAUUGCCUUGACGCCAUGGAUGUUUACUCUAACGUUCUUUACGUUCAAAUUAACCAGCCUGAAUUGGCGCAACUAGCCCAUCAGGCCUUUGCAGUAGACAAAUAUCGAGUAGAGACUUGUUGCAUCGUUGGAAAUUAUUACGGUUUACGGGGUCAGCACGAGAAGGCUGUUCUCUACCUUCAAAGAGCUUUAAGACUUAAUCCUCAUUAUUCCUACGCUUGGACUAUCAUGGGCCACGAAAACAUUGAAAUGAAGAACUCUAACGCUGCUAUUGCUUGCUACAGAAAAGCUACUGAGAUGAACAUGCGUGAUUUCAGAGCCUGGUAUGGACUGGGCCAAGCCUAUGAAAUCUUAAAAAUGCCUCUGUACAGCCUUUAUUAUUACCGAAUGGCACAGUCGCUGAAGCCUGAUGAUUCUCGUAUGCUGGUGGCUUUGGGUGAUGCCUACGACAAACUAGAAAGAUUGCAUGACGCCAAAAAAUGCUACUGGAAAGCCCACUGUGUAGGCGACUUGGAAUGCAUUGCUCUAUUGCGACUUGCCAAGACUUAUGAUAAGCUGAAGGAGACUGAUCACGCAGCAGCGGCUUACUGCGAUUAUUUGCGCGAUAGCGAAAAACAGGGAUCUGGAGAAGGGGACGAGCAUCACGGCCAAGCCUACCUCUAUCUAGCUAGUUACUACCUGUCCAAAGGGCCUCAGUUCCUUGACCUAGCCCGCGAAUACGCCCAGAAAUGCGUAGAGUAUCCAACGACGCUUGCUGACGGUAAAGCCUUGUUACGCGAAGUUGUGCAGCGAUGUCAGGAAGAAAACUCUCGAGUGGGACCAUCGUCUACUGUGGACAUCAAGAAAACAAGUUCGUUCCAAAUAACUAGUGUGAGAGUCUCAUCCAGCAUCAGUAAUGAUGGGGAGGAUGACUCCUGUGGUGAGGUGGAUGACACACAGACUGAACCGUCUGAAGUGGGAAGCCACAACCAAAUUGAUGUGGAAGAGGAUAUAGAAACUGGUGGGGAUAAUGGUCCAUCAGUGAUGUAUAACGUGCCAGUAUCACUAGCUCAACAACAAGUCAAUGAUGGAGGUGCCCUCAAGUUAGAGGACAAGGAUCAUGGUUUGCAACGAAGAUUUAGGGUUGUCAAGAUUGAAAGUGCUGAGCCCUUUAAACGUGGAAGAUGGCUCUGCAUGGACUUCCUGGAUCAACCUUCCAUCCAGCCCAUCUUAACCAAGGAUGAACCUGGUUCAGGAACAUCAAGUUCAGGCAGUUUGUCAGAUCACAUAUCUGGUGAAGAUGUGCAACAUCAUGCAGCAUUCUUGCACCAGCCCCACCAAACUAUCCAGAGCCUCGGCAGUGGAGCAGUCUUGAAUCCUUGCAGUCAGCAGGCCAGCAGUAGUAUUCAUGUAGUACCACAUUCCUUGCCCGCCAGUGCGGCUUCCGUCAAUUACUCCCCAGCCCAGCAGCAGCAGAUGCUUCAGCAGUCCAUGUAUCAGACACAAUCUUCUGUUCCAUUAGUCUACCCACCAGUAGCUUCCGUAACAUCUUUGCUGCAGCCAACAGCAGCUACCAUAACCACAUCCAAUGCCACAAGUCUCGCCAUCCCACUAAUAUCUUCGCAAUCUACGUCCUCGGUAACUGCUGGUAGUGCCACGUUGCCCGGCCUAUCUUCCAAUGUUGCGCAGCCAUUUCUUCAGCAACCCGUCCCGCCAGGCCUUUUGCAACAACAGCAACCAAUGGCUGGCCAAUCUGCUUACACAGCUUCAGCCGUUGCCCCACAGCAGCAACAACAACAGCAACAACAAUAUGUCACUUCGGCGUCUGGCAUCCAACCAGGAAUGACAGCGCAGCAUUUGCCAUCUCAGCAGCCUGCCCAACCAGUUGUCGCACAGAUUCCAGUAAUGGCCCAACAAAACUUGAUUCCCGUGCAAGCUAGCAGUAGCAGUACCAUUGGAGCUCCGGCGCCACACCCUUUGGCGCCGACCUUAAUCCAGCCAUCGACUAGUAUUCCGACGCAAUCGAAUUCGAUGCAUCCGGUCGUGCUAUUGCCUCCAUCGGCUCCAUUGCAGCAACAAUCGCAGCCGACACCGGUGGUACCAAUUCACGGUCCUCCACCCGGACUCAUUCCUCAGCACCCACAUCCGCCGAUAGGGCUCCAACCGCAGCAGCAACAACAACAGCAGCAGCCUCAACAGCAGCAGCAACCUGGUAAUCAGGGUCAACCCACGUUUGCAGAGGUGGUCGCCUCUGCUCCAGUGCAAUCCCUACCCAGCACGCAACAUCUCCAACAGCAUGCUCCUCAGCCGACGACGUCCGUGCCCGUUCAGCCGAUUGGAGUUGUUCCAACUUCCAACAUGCAGCCACCUGAAGUGGUUAUGCAACAACAAUCUGUCCAGCAAAUGCAACCAAUGCAACAAACACAUCUUCAACAAACUGGUUCUGUACUUAUGCAACCUCAACAACAACCGCAUCCGCAGCAACAACAGCAGCAGCAGCAGCAACAACAACAGCAGCAACAGCAGCAACAACAGCAGCAGCAGCAGCAGCAGCAACAACAGCAACAACAACAGCAGCAGCAGCAGCAGCCAACAUUAGUCCAACAAACGGCGACUCCACAUGCCAUUUAUGGCAACAGCAACAAUCCAACGAUUCCGACGGCAGUAAUGUCCGUCGCUUCCAGCAUCCAGCCGCAAGUCCAGCUGAUCAUGGCUGCUCCGUCGACCCUGACAACUCCCAUCGUAAGCAGCAGCGUAGGCGGAGAGGCGGCCGGGACCAUGUCAGCUGCACCCCAUGCCGCUGGAGUGCUCAACAAAUCGCAGAGCUUGGCAGACGAUGGGCACACCGGCGGUUCAACCGACGAUCAUACCAGCGCUUCGGGUAGCAGCACGGUUGCCAUUGACAACAAGAUCGAGCAGGCCAUGGAUCUGGUCAAGAGUCACCUGAUGUUUGCCGUCCGCGAGGAGGUGGAAGUCCUUAAGGAACGAAUCGACGUUCUAAUGGAGCGAAUCGCUUUCCUUGAAUCUGAGAAUCAAAUUCUCAGAGCUGCCGCCACUCAGGAGACCUUGGCGCAGAUCGCCCAGUUGGAGGCCACAUUCCCGGUUAGCGGGAAUGACACCAUCGGCGGAGGGGGUUCGGUCUCGGUCGUUGGCGUUGCCUCGUCGAUCGGAGCCAUCGUCAACAACACCAUCACGUCGACAACGACCACUCCAUCGACGACCACAUCUUGCACCUCUUCUCAACUACCGAGUGGAACAUCACCUGCUCCUUAGCACUCGCCCCCCGGUGCUCCUCUUCCCCCCCACCUUUACACAAUAUCUUUCUUUCCCAUUCGCUUCUUCUAUUUUCCCCCCUCUUACUUCCUUUCCCUUUAUGACUCCACACCAUAUAUAUAAUUGAAUUAUUUUUCUUUUCUCUAUUUGAUUUUUCCAAAUUGUUUUCCUCGUCAUUUUGAUGUCACUUUUUCGGGUCGACGAUCACUCCCGACAGAUCGGGAUUUCAUGGGUGAAAGGGUAAAAAAAAAAAGACAAACAUUCAAAGACAAAGGAGUAAACGGCCGGAUGGGGUAUCCGAAAAUGUUGUCUUUUUUUCUGACACCAAAUCUGUAAAAAAUGUUAAAAACACAAAAAUAGGGAAGACAUGUAUUCAUUUUGUAUAGACCAGAAAUGAGAGAGAGAGAGAGAAAAGGAGAGGGAGACGAAGAAUGAGAGAAAAAAAAUAAUUACCUUUUGUUGUGCAAAAGAGUAAAACAAAAAAGUUGGUGCGGGAGUGACGUGUCUCAGCUUAUUUUUGUCAUGUAAAAGGCGCGUAAAAGAAAAAAAAGCUCACUUUCAUAGGAAAACUAGUCUACCUAUCAUUUCUCCUCCCCAUUUAUUCUAUUUCCUCCCAGUUUCUAGUAUUUUUUUUUUUUUUUUACUUCCCUCCUUUUUAUUGAUUAUUAUUGAUUAUUAUUUACAAAAUGUUUUAUAAGUAAAAGAAAAAAAAAUAAGAGCAUGUCUCUCCUUUCUUCGUCUAAACUCCUUUUUUUACACGAAAGAGAGAAAGAGAGAGAGGAGCGGGUUGUUCCGGGGUGCUAUGAUGAUAAUCUCUUGUGUCCCCCCCCCCCCUCACCCCACAUCUUCCUUUUCACUUUUUUGUGCAUCUUUUCACCUGUGAUGAUGAUGAUACGACAGCGAGAGAAGCCAACACGGAAUUUGAAGUGGAUCGAACAUGUCGACCAUAAUGUUAUAUGUAAAUAUCACGUAUGUGACCACACACCACCACCACUUUACUCCUCUUCCCCCCACUACUCUAUUACAACUACCACAUUAAAGAUAAAAUGAGGAAUUUUGAAAAAAAAAAGCUAAAAAAGUAUGUCUCGCCUUUUCAUCGGGGCGAAUCAUGUCUCUUGUGUUUGUUUGUUUAUUUGUUUAAUUUUUUUUUCUUUUCAUUCUUCUUCUUUUGGUCUUGUUGUUCACCGGUCGACAGCCUUAAUAACGAAGCCACGGGAAAAAAAUACAGACUUGUCAAAGUUGA